Theileria orientalis strain Shintoku is the source of this 2730-nucleotide messenger RNA. RefSeq names its product 1-phosphatidylinositol-4-phosphate 5-kinase. The record is from RefSeq and is a predicted model, not a curated record. Gene Ontology annotation, biological process: phosphatidylinositol metabolic process. Bases 1 to 2730 code for a protein of 909 amino acids. NCBI's taxonomy places the organism in Eukaryota, Apicomplexa, Aconoidasida, Piroplasmida, Theileriidae. The transcript is spliced from 2 exons. Gene Ontology annotation, molecular function: phosphatidylinositol kinase activity; calcium ion binding.
AUGAGGGUUCCUGUUUGCGGAGUAAGAAGGGAAAACCUGCUCCCAAAGCUACCAAGCGAGUAUUUCAGGCUUCUAAACGAGACGAUAGAAUGUUCACAGGAAGAAGCACAGUUAAUAUACAACAAGUUCCGAGCGCUGGCACCGACGGGGAGGCUGACGCUGUACAACUUUCAAGAAUGCCUGGGGCUCUUUGGAACUAUCGGAAGACUCCUGGCAGAAAGAAUGUUCAGAGCGUUCGACCUGAACAAUGACGAAUACCUGGACUUCGUGGAGUUCUCGUCCUCACUGCUGGUGAUGACGAGAGGGAAGGAGGAGAAGAAGCUGGCGCUGAGCUACAGAAUCAUACACCCGAACCCACAAAACCUGCCAAACUCAAUAAUAGGAUCGCUGGAGUUGAGCGGUAUGGAGUCAAAGUCAGGAGAAGUAACGACGAGAAGACUUGAAUCAGGUAAUGAGAGAUCGGAGAACAGAGAAAGAGAAAAGGAACAAGAGGAACACUCACAGCAAAAUGAGCUAGAGAAGCAGGGAAGCGAAGAUCUGAAGACGAAGGAGCGCUCACAACUGUCGUCGUCGUCACUGGGAUUCAUUAGAAUGACGACGCAGAGUAUCAUAAACACGACGAAGAUACUGUCCUCAAUCACGGACAUGGGCUCAGAAAAGGGGAAGCGAGAAGAGGAGGAGGAAGAAGAGGAAGGAAUACAGUUUGGAGAGUUCGUGGACUUCGUGAACGACAUCGCACUGACGAAGGCGCUGCUGGUGUGCAGAGAGCCGCAGUACUACAGCAACGACAAGAUCCUAAAAAUAUUCCAAAAGUACGCCUCAGUGUCGAAGGAAGGAAUCAAGAGACUGACGCAGUCAGACUACGUCGACGCAGUGUGCGAAAGCAGUGAGUUCCUGGAGUUCCUGGGAAUAUCACUAUCGCAGUACGCAGUGGAGACAGUGAGCAGCAGCUACAAGGGAGUAAACAUGUUCCUGCAGAGAAUUAACGCAAGCACGUUCGGGUACAUCAACAGAACGAAGAUGAAGAGGAAAAACGUGUAUAAGUGGAUGAAUAACGCGGAGGCGAAGAGAGGGCUUAGCGUGCACUUCGGACACGAAAGUUGGAACAACGUGGUUAACAUGAUGAUAGGACUCUCAAUAGCAGCGAGGUACGUGUACUCGCAGCAGGAGUCGGAGCUGAGAGAAGACGACUACAGCAUUAAACUGUGCUUCGACAUCACGGAAAACGUGCAGGGACUCAACGUUAACAUGUACGUGAGGACGCCGCAGUACCCGUCACUUAAUUUCAACAGCCUCUCGGAGUACUACAAGCACACGCAGAAGAGCAGAAGGUUUAACCGAAAUUAUGCAGCUGGAAACAAGGAAGAAGUGAAGCCGGAAAGUAGACCGGAAUCGGAUCAGAAAAACGAAGAGGAAGGAAAGCUGGAGUCAGGACAAAACGGGAAAUUGGAAAGAAAGAAUAGAAGCAAUAGCUGGGAAGGAAAGCUGGGAAUAAGACCGAAUACGGAGGAACUGAGUAAGCCGGAGAACACGAAUAACCAAGAAGGGAACCACGUCAACAAGGAAAACUCGUACAGUAGCAUAAGCGUAUUUAACCUGGAGGACGCGAAAGAAGCAGAGCAGGAAGGAGGAGAAAGAGAAAACAGAGAGAUAAGUAGCAGCAGCCGCCUGAUACUGAGCAACAUGAGUAACAGUAACCUCCUGACGAGCGACAUGGACUUUAGGUUCACAAGGUUCUACAAGGAUAACCUGAACGACAUAGGAACGCAGCAGGGAGGAAGACAGUUCAACGACGCAGUGAAGUCGAGAGUCAUAUUUAAGGAGUACGCACCAAUGGUCUUCAGACAAAUAAGAAAGAUCUCAGGGAUCAGCGAAAAGGACUACACGGACUCAGUAAGUCCGGAGCAGAUCGUGGGCAGCAUGGUCCUGGGAAACCUGAGCACGAUGUCGGAGCUGGUCUCGGAGGGCAAGAGCGGGGCGCUGUUCUACUACACAAUCAACGGAAAACUGAUCCUGAAGACGGUCACGAAGGCGUGCGCGAAGUUCGUGAAGAGGUGGCUCAAGAGAUACUACGCGCACCUGAAGGAGGCGCCGACCUCGAUCCUGACGAGGUUCUACGGACUAUUCAGCAUAACGAACGUGGCGACGGACGCGGGACGCGCAGGGCACCACGGGCACUCGGCGGCGACGAAGAAGACCUACUUUGUCGUGAUGAACAACGUAUUCUACUCGCAAGUUAGCGUACACAGAAGGUUCGACCUCAAGGGAAGCUGGGUGGGCAGAGAGCUGCACCCGUCGGAGCUCAAGGACCCGACGGUGGCGCUGAAGGACGUCGACUUCGACAGGGCGGCAGAGCCUCUGCUGCUGGGCCCGAAGACGGAGGGCUUCAUGGCGACGCUGAAGAAGGACGUGGAGUUCCUGCGCGACUCGAACCUGCUCGACUACUCGCUGCUCCUGGGCGUACACUACCGCGACCAGUCGCGCGACCAGGUCAACUGGGAGGAGGACCGGGAGCCGCGCCCGGGCGACCAGCACCGCAUCAUGGCCACCGACCACAGCAGGAUCUACUACGUGGGCAUCGUGGACCUGCUGACGCCCUGGGACUUCGUGAAGCGCCUGGAGCACGCCUGGCGCGUCGUGCAGACGCGCGACCACCUCGGCGUCUCCUGCGUUAACCCGGACUUCUACUGCAGGCGCUUCGUCAAGUUCAUAUCGGACCACCUCAAGUAG